Messenger RNA from Cooperia oncophora, 348 nucleotides. Lineage: Eukaryota; Metazoa; Nematoda; Chromadorea; Rhabditida; Trichostrongylidae. The record is from the annotation of a GenBank genome assembly.
CUGGAGGCUGAAGGCCUACGUGACGAUGCGAUAAUCGUUGGCGGAGCGUUCAACGCUCAACUUCAUGAGACAGACUUGCUGACGUAUCUAGCCAAAACGCAAAUGGUACAAACGAUAGCCAAAAAGGAUGACACAGGGAAAGUCGAAGCCAUUCAGCAAUAUGACAGACAUGGCAGGAACGUCACGACUGUCGAACGCCAGCGAUUCGAUUUGCAUUCCAUCCAUGACUGGUUUUUCCGACUUGGUCGAGGACAAAUGGUUAAGAAAUACAACGGCGAACUGGCUCCAGUCACAUUCAAGGGUCAAUUGAUGGAACAGAGUGUUUUCUUCCAGGUGAGACGGUGUUGA